UAAAAUGGUAAAUCAAAUCCUCGUGUGCAGCACUGUAAUAUGUUAACAUUUUAAAUUCGACAAGGACAAGUUUCCCUGUCGCUCGCGCAACUUCAAGAGGUGCAGGCUUUCGCAUGUGAGCCUCUGGCUGCUGUGGGGAAGUUAUUCAGUUUUAUGAGUCGUUCCCACUGGGUUCAAAGGUUCUCUUUCACAAUUAAUCCCAGCUCCAAAAAACUCAGCUCCUUGUUGUCUACCAUUCAUCGCCAUGGAUUCUUUUGUGAAAUUCACUUCCCUCAGUCAAGGCAGGGAGAGAAUCUUCAGAACCACUCAGUAUGCAUGCAUGUUACUUAAUUAUCUAAUUCACAAGAAUGAUACCAACAAGGAGCUGGUUUCAAAGCUCAAACAGUUGGAAUCUAAUAUGAGUUCAGGACGCAAGUUCUCACUGGCACGUGGCAUAGGAAAUAAUCCCAGGAUUACAAUCCUAGAGAUAACACAGUGUGGAGCUGGAGGAGCACAGUGGACCAAGCAGCGCCAGAGGAGCAGGAAAGUUGACAUUUCAGUAUUUCGGCUGGGUAACACAGUGGAUGCAGUUCAGGCGGCCAGAAGAAAUGUUCAGCUUUCGGACCCAAUUCUUCGAUUUUGCCUUACCGUCAUUCCUCUCAGUCGGGCUGUGUACUUCAUCUGUGAUAAUAUCCUCUGGAUGGGAACAGUGGGACUUGGUGGCAUCAACAAGGACAAAUGGAACAAGCGGUGCAACCACUACUACCUCUUCUCAUUGAUUAUCAGCCUGAGCAGAGAUGUCUAUGAGGUUUCCCAGCUCCUGAAAGAAGCAGCAAAGGCUCAAAAGGUCCAACAGUGCAAAUCGAUAAACCACCUGAAAGCCAAUCAUUUGCAAAAAGAUUUUGUCUGGACAUUAAGGGUCAGAGCUGAAGAUUUCUUCAUGCUGCUUUAUCAAAGCCUUAAAAAUAAUCCUCCUGUAUUACUCGACAUCAUUAAAAACAUCUGUGACUUAUCCCUACCUUUAGAUAAGCUAGGCAUUUUCAAAACCAAUCCUGGAGUGGUGGGUCUUUGUGGUCUUAUUUCAUCAGUUCUGUCAAUUUUAACUUUAACGCACCCAACAUUGAAAUUGAGACCAUGAACAAACCACCUGCUCUAUGAACAAAAAUCUUAAUUUUUCUAUAAUUUAUUUAUCAGAGAAUUUCCAGGAAGUUAAAUAAAUUGCUUUCAGAAUGCAGGCUGUGGAUUCCAAGAGCAAGCUAUCUAAUAUGGUGUAUUUUAAUGUUUUGCCCUCAAAAUGAGCACUUCAAUUGUGUUGAAAAACAAACGUUGCUGGAAAAGCUCCGCUGGUCUGGCAGCAUCUGUGAAGAAAAAGUCAGAGUUAACAUUUCGGGUCCAGUGACCCUUCCUCAGAACAGUUCCCCACAGAUGCUGCCAGACCUGCUGAGCUUUUCCAGCAACUUCUGCUUUUGCUCCUAAUUUAUGGCAUUUGCAGUUCUUUUGGUUUUUAACUUCAGUUGUAUUUUCUGGCUGUGCUUCAGAGUGCAAAAGAUUAAGAUAGUCACUUCUAACAUAUGCUGAACUUUGAACCUUUUAUAAAAUUGGCCAGUCUACAAACAGGUCACUUCUGCUCUGACUCUGACAUGCUGCUAGAUAUUAGAGCAAGCUAGAAUGCCCCUAUCUAGAAUUCAUGUCCUGACUAGUAUGCUAAGACUAUAAAACUGCAUGUAUCUGCCACUCUUAAAACAAAACUUUACACCACCAGCAAGCCUGUCCAAGACAAACAUGAUUCCUCUGUAACUUUUGAAUAUUUGUCUCAAGAAUACGUAGUGUAAGAUUAUUUCUACUGGCUGGAUAACCACAGAUUGUAGGUUAAGGAUUAUUACUUGAAGAGAAAAGGAGGAAGAAAUUUUAGAUUCUCUGGAAAAUAUUCAAGCAGUUGUUGAAACUAAUAUUGUCUUAGAGGUUUGGAGUAGAUAUUUGCAGUGGGAAAGGAUGUGAACUCCAGUUUAUUCCUAGUGCUGGCAUAGAUACAACAGUACAAGUGUGCUUUUUUUUGGUACUGUCAUUUCAAUGAUUCAGGCCAUCUGACCAAACAAAAAUGCAAAUUGCUGGAAAAGCUCAGCAGACUGGCAGCAUCUCUGGAGAGAAAUCAGAGUAACCGUUUCAAGUCCAGAACUUCUGAAAAAGUGUCACUGGACCCAAAACAUUAAUUCAGAUUUCAGACCUGCUGUGUUUUUCCAGAAAUUUCUGUUUUUGUUUCUGACUUCCAGCAUCUGUAGUUCUUUCAGUUUUUCGUCUGAGAAAACAGUUCAGUUAUCAAACUGUUAAGUAUUUCAAACUGAAAUCUGUCUGCAACAUCACUUGCUGAAAAGAGUUCUUUUAACUUGUAAUGUUGUAGCACCCACAUGCUCUAUUUGGUGUUGAACUGAAUCUUCUUUUACUUUUUUUAAAAAUUUUUAUUUUGUAUUAAACUACUUUGUUCAGUAGGAAAUUGUUUCUUCACAGAUACUGAGUAAAGGUAGCUCCAGACUCUCCUUUAGUUCAUCCAUGCUUACAUAGCCAACUAAAACAUUUUUUCCCCCCCUGGUUCAUAAAUAAAGAACAGCUGCUUGUUUGUUUUGAAGUUGGUCACAGGCAAGAAAUGUGAUGAACGUCUGAGCUUUCUCACACACACACACACACACACACACACACACACACACACACAUUCUGACAUUGACGAUGUGGUACUUUCAAAUUUCAAUUUAUUGUGCAAUAUUUCUGACAUAAAUUCAGGCUAAAACUUGCAGGACUAAAUCUUCUGACUGAAGUCAAUCAAUAAUUGCUUUCUAAUUUGUGAUUCUCAUGAUUAUUUUUAGCUGUCUCCCUGGAUUAUUCAGGUAAAAGGUGAGAACCAAGGUCAACUGCUCUCACGGAUACAGUCAGUGUUAUGUGGAUCUUAGAGGGACUGAGGCAGUUUGCUCACUGUUAGUCAGGCUUAUUGCAUAAAACUUUCUUCUAAGUCCAAAAUGUAAAGUUUUGAAACCCACCAAAAGAAUUUUAUUUUAUCUCUAAUCCUCGAGGUGCUGUAGCUCUUGGAUAAGGGAGUGGUAGUUUCAGAAUCUUGUCUUGCUCCAAAUCCCCGGGUUCGCUGCAAGUAAAAGUUCACUCUGUGUUCUGUCCUUUCCAGCAAUCACUAUAUUUGUGUUUUUGGCCCUGAUUUUUGUUUGACUUUCCUAUCAUAGUUCCUGUCUUCCCCUGAUAUCCACAUGCCCUUUCCUGCAAGGCUCAAGCGAUAGGCUUUUACACUUUUUUGAUCCUUGAGUUAAGAGGACAUCAAGCCCAGCAUAUGAUUAUCCUCAAUACUGCCUUGUUUGAGAUCCAUUUAUUUAGCUCAGGUUGAGAAUUGAACUUGAGUUUUGUGUGACAGUACAAUAAUUACACAGUGCACUUAGCCACUGGAAUAUUGACAAAUACCUACUAUUAAUGCUUCUAUUUUAGAUGUAACUUAUAACCUACAUCAGCUCUGCAUUCAAGUCAGGAUUUAUUAGCUAGGGCGCAGUACUGUUUUCAGAGCCUUAGUGUUAUACAAAUACAGGGUUAGUGUCAUGCUGCAACAUAACUGCAAGGUAAGAUGUAUUGGGAGAAAUAACAUAACUUUUCAAUUAGGUCAGUCAGGAUAACAAUUGAAAUAUUAAAUUAAGUGGCUAGAAAAUGACUUGUAUAUAUCUUUUCUGUCAAAAAUGGUAAAAUCUUUAUGAAACGAAACUAUAUUUAACUUGAGCAUUUGAGAGUCUCUUUAAUGGAAAUGAUAGCAACUGAAUUUAGAACCAUGUUUAUUGAAUAAUUGUUGUUUAUUGAAAAAUCUAUGCAAACCGAUGUUACAUUUUGAACACUGGAUUUAAAAAUAUGAAGGGAAAUUUUGUGAUGGGAUAAUCUUGGCAAGGACAUUCGCCUGAAAGGAAUGUGGGCUUGAGAUGAGAGAUGACUUGAAAACACUUGGACUAUUUAUGCAUUUUUGAGCCCUCAUCUAGCGAGAUUGAACCUUGCAAUUUUUCCCUGCAAAAUUUUCCUUACUAAAUAAUGUUUGAGAAAUAACUAUUUCUGUAUCCUAAAUUAGGAAACCACUAGUUUUUAGUGACUACUGCAAACCAAUGCUGCUAUAACCUGAAUAAUUUUACUGUGGUGUUUUCUGUG
Molecule: messenger RNA, 4155 nt
Organism: Stegostoma tigrinum
Lineage: Eukaryota; Metazoa; Chordata; Chondrichthyes; Orectolobiformes; Stegostomatidae
Gene: pex11a
Product: peroxisomal biogenesis factor 11 alpha
Exons: 5
Coding region: 245-1117 (290 amino acids)
Biological process (GO): regulation of peroxisome size; peroxisome fission
Cellular component (GO): peroxisomal membrane
Source: RefSeq, a predicted model, not a curated record